AAGCAAUAGAUUUUGUUCUGGUGUUGUGGAUGUCCGCAAUGUUUGAGUGAUGGUGGUAGAACUGAAGGGUAUGUUCGUGUUCUGGCACAGAGGAUGAAACAAAUGUUCCCAGAGGCACCCCUUAGAUUCAGAACCUCUCAUUCUUUCCUUUACUUGAGCUAAUUUUGCUAUUAGACUUCACUGCUACUCUGGUAUGCCAGUUUCCCCUUUAGCCUACCGCUCAGAAGACUGCGCCAGGUCUCCAGUAAAACAAAGCAAAUCUGAACACACUGUCUCUGAGGCUUUUUCUGACUCACAAAACAAUGGAACUGUGAAACUGAAUGCAAUGAAACUGUACAGACGAUUCAGUUCGAUGAAAGGCUAAGAUAAUGACAGCCUAGUUCUAUAGUAUCUAUCUCUCUAGUACUACUAAAGAGUGUUUUUUCUCUUCCUCAUGCAAAGGCUCUAAUUAUUCUUAGAAACCUGGGCACACUAAUGAGGUCUGUCCUGAGGAGUUAUAGUACAUCAUGUGAGGAGAAUAUUGUCUAGUUCCUACUUUCAAAAUCCAAAGGAAUUGAUGAUGGUGUUGAGUUGUGGAGACUUUAAGAAGGGAAAAGGAGGUAUGGGGGAGGGGAGCUACUUGUUUUGGAAGAAAUCUGGAACCUAUAAACUUGGACAACUUAUACGAAAAAGAACGGCAGAAUAUCCUCAUCUGAUUGGUCAACCCACGUGCCUUUGUCUCCGCCUCAUCCCUUUACCCUUACCAAUCACAAAACGCAUUCUCUUCCUGUUAUGCUUGGCCUGGCUGUGCCUUAGAACCCAGCUGGACCAAUCUGUGGAACAGAUGGGUGGGAACUUACAAGUUACAUCCUCUUUCUUCUUUAAAAAGCCAGAUGCAGGUUGGCUGCUGUCUUACAUUGAGCUAGGAUACUGGACGCAACUGCCGUUCUGAAUGUAGCGAGCAGAUUGUAUUGUUACAUUGUUGUCAUGUCUAGAUGUAGGCAACAUAUGGAUUUCCAAUACUGAGAAUUGAUUAUUUUUCCAUUUGCUUUCUAUUGCUAGCAGACCUGGCAGAUCACUUCUGGUAUUUCUAUAUACAGGCUUGCCAUAGAACAGAGAAACUAAAGGAGGCAUAGCCCAUUAGAGGCCCUGAAUGAGAUAACAGAGGAGUGGUAUUGAAACAGUGUAGGUGUAGAAACAGGGUUAGGUAGAUAGACUGCCAUGAGAGAGGAUCCGUCAAGCUGUGGUGAAUACCCUGAGGGAGGGGUGGUGUCCAGCGAGGAAGAGCCAGACUGCGCUCCAAACAAAUGCCCUGUGGUGGUGGUAACACCAGGGGCUGGCGGGCGUAAAAGGGUCACCAGGAAAGACAACAUUUCAUCGCCAACAGAGGACAACAAGUCAACAACAGGAGGGCCUCCCAGUCUGAUCCCAUCAGGACCAAAGAGGCCUAAGAAGAGUCCCCAGCCCUCCCUGUCUCCUCUCCCCAUCCCAGGCCAGCCCCUAGAGGACCCUCAGCACCAGCGGGUGGUCGCCAAUGUACGGGAGCGCCAACGGACGCAGUCCCUGAACGACGCCUUUGCCUCGCUUCGUAAGAUCAUCCCCACGCUGCCGUCAGACAAGCUGAGCAAGAUCCAGAUCCUGAAGCUGGCCUCGCGCUACAUUGACUUCCUCUACCAAGUCCUGCAGAGUGAUGAGAUGGACGCCAAGCUGGCCAGCUGUAACUACCUAGCCCACGAGAGACUCAGCUAUGCAUUCUCAGUGUGGAGGAUGGAGGGGGCCUGGUCCAUGUCCGCUACCCACUAGCCCUCCCACUUACCUCUCUAACACCCUCUCGUCCUCCCCUCCUGCCCCCGCGCCCUCCCACAGCUGCGCCCUCCGGACCAAAUCUCCCAUGACCUCUGACCCCUGCUCUCUGACCCUCAUCCUCACAUCAUCUAACUCCUUCACCACUCUACACCAGCAUCCGACCAAGGCGAUUGAGAAGCCUUCGCGUUGGUCUGCAAUCCCUUUGAUUACUGGUUUGUACUUACACCUCUGGACCAACUAAAUCACAGGUCUCAGCCCUGCCCUGCCUCUGGAGAGGUACUGUAGAGACACGGCUUCCUCGAGCGCACACAGAAUCAGCGGGACAACAAUUUUGAGCUACCAGCAGGCCUGGAAGAGGGACAACUAUAGCUUUUUAUGACCUGGAAAUUGCAACUUUGACUUAGAAACAGUUUUGUACACAAAUGUAAGUCAUGUGAAUGUUCCUAUUCUAGUGUAAAUACAUGUAGUCACAACCAAUAGAACAUUCUUGAUUAAAAGGGAAUCAGUUGCUGUAAAGAAUGUAUUUUUAUUACAAUUGUAGAUAUGUGGAUAAAAUAUGCCUUGUGAUUUUCUUGUCCAUAUAAUAAAAUGUGUAUUUGAG
Messenger RNA from Salmo salar (Atlantic salmon), 2386 nucleotides. Its product is annotated as twist-related protein 2. The record is from RefSeq and is a predicted model, not a curated record. Gene Ontology annotation, molecular function: DNA-binding transcription factor activity, RNA polymerase II-specific; protein dimerization activity; RNA polymerase II transcription regulatory region sequence-specific DNA binding. Gene Ontology annotation, biological process: regulation of transcription by RNA polymerase II; developmental process. NCBI's taxonomy places the organism in Eukaryota, Metazoa, Chordata, Actinopteri, Salmoniformes, Salmonidae.